Messenger RNA from Solanum verrucosum, 1708 nucleotides. Its product is annotated as probable CoA ligase CCL11. The record is from RefSeq and is a predicted model, not a curated record. The transcript has a single exon. Lineage: Eukaryota; Viridiplantae; Streptophyta; Magnoliopsida; Solanales; Solanaceae. The coding region runs from base 31 to 1689 and encodes 552 amino acids.
CUUGUAGAAGAAAGAGACAGGUCUAUAUAUAUGGAUCAAUUGAAACCAAGCUCUGUCAAUUCAUCUCCUCUUACACCAUUAACAUUCUUGGAAAGAGCUGCUGUAGCUUAUGGGGAUAGUGUUUCCAUUGUCUAUAACUCCACUACAUACACCUGGUCUCAAACAUUUGUUCGAUGUAUACGUCUCUCUUCCUCAAUUUCUUCUCUCAUUGGUAUAAAAAAAGGCCAAGUUGUUUCUGUUUUAGCUCCUAAUAUCCCCGCAACGUUAGAGCUUCAAUUUGCUGUUCCAAUGGCUGGUGCUGUACUCAACAACAUCAACACUCGUCUCGAUGCUAAAACCGUCUCUGUUCUGCUUCAACAUAGUGAAUCGAAGCUCCUGUUUGUUGAUUACCAGCUAUAUUCUUUGGUACUUCAGUCAAUUUCAUUGUUUCCAUCUGAUGUUGACACUCCAAUUCUUGUUCUUAUAGAAGAUGAAAACUCUGUUCCGUUUUCAAGAAAUUUGGAUUUCGAUCAGUGUGAUACUUAUGAUGCUAUGUUGGCGAAGGGGGAUUCGAAUUUCAAUUGGAUUCGACCUGAGAAUGAUCGGGACCCAAUGACGUUGAACUACACUUCUGGAACAACAUCUUCACCUAAAGGAGUGGUACAUUCUCAUAGAUCUCUUUUUAUUAUCACAGUUGAUUCUUUAAUAGAUUGGUCUGUACCAAGUCAGCCAGUUUAUCUAUGGACACUCCCAAUGUUCCAUUCUAAUGGAUGGAGUUACACAUGGGGUAUGGCUGUUGUUGGUGGGACCAACAUUUGUCUUCGAAAAUUCGAUGCUAAUGUUGUGUUUCAUGCUAUAAACAAAUAUAAUGUCACACAUAUGUGUGGUGCACCUGUGGUACUCACUAUGCUAGCCAAUUCCCCCUGUGCUAAGCCCUUAAAAAACCCCGUGCACUUCCGUACCGGUGGCGCUCCUCCCCCUGCCACCAUUGUCCUCCGUGUCGAAUCAUUAGGAUUCGUGGUGAACCACGGGUAUGGGAUGACAGAGGUGGCAGGGGUAGUCGUGUCGUGUAUUUGGAAACCUAAGUGGAACAAAUUAUCGGCGAAUGUGAAGGCGAAAUUGAAGUCUAGACAAGGGAUUAAGAGUUUAGGGAUGGCGGAAGUCGACGUGGUGGAUCCAGAAUCUGGAGUUAGUGUAAAGAGGGAUGGAGUUACAAUGGGGGAAGUUGUAUUAAGGGGUGGAUGUAUAAUGUUGGGUUAUUUGAAAAAUGAAGAAGCUACAUCAAAAUGUAUGAAAAAUAAUUGGCUUUAUACAGGAGAUGUAGCAGUGAUGCAUCCAGAUGGGUACUUAGAAAUUAAAGACAGAUCAAAAGAUAUUAUAAUAAGUGGAGGUGAGAAUGUAAGCAGUGUUGAAGUAGAAUCAGUACUUUAUUCAAACAAUUUUGUGAAUGAGGCAGCAGUUGUAGCAAGGCCAGAUGAAUUUUGGGGCGAAACGCCUUGUGCUUUCGUGAGUUUGAAGAUGGAACUGAAACUUAAACCGAAAGAGAAGGAAAUUAUUGAUUUCUGUAGGGAAAGAUUGCCACAUUACAUGAUACCUAGGACGGUAAUUUUCAUGGAUGAACUACCAAAAACAGCAACUGGGAAAAUUCAAAAGUUUUCUCUAAGACAGAUUGCUAAUGGUAUGGGUUCGUUACCUGCUAGUCGAAUGUAGGCACAUCAAAUUCUUUUUU